Messenger RNA from Theileria equi strain WA, 2049 nucleotides. RefSeq lists its product as hypothetical. Bases 1 to 2049 code for a protein of 682 amino acids. Lineage: Eukaryota; Apicomplexa; Aconoidasida; Piroplasmida; Theileriidae. The record is from RefSeq and is a predicted model, not a curated record. The transcript has a single exon.
AUGAAGACUAUAGCAGUAGUCUGGAUGAUAUUUCUGGUGAGGCUAUGCCACUGUGGAGAUGACAAAGGUGAAGCUUCAGGCGUAGACUCUGCAGAGCCAUCACCUGCUAAGGCAAGUGGAAACGAAAAUACCGAAAAGUGUGUGAGAUAUUCUUUAACUCUAUCCGAGGGAAGUACCCAAGAAGACUACACUCCUUCAUUUACUCUCGAUAUCACGGACCCCUAUCAAGAUUCCACAUUCUGCAGAUAUCACAGGUGCAACUACGACGGAAACGAUAUCGUAUUUAUAGUUCCAAACAAUGAUAUAUCUUUGGAAAAAGUCACUUACGGAAAGGGUAGAGCUUGGACACCUCAUCCAGAUGAAAAGUUUGACUAUGUCAAGUUAUUCCUAAAAGGUGGAGAGGCCUAUCUCAUAUCUAUAGUAAGUAAAACUACAACAGGUCCAAGUUGCAAGUGGUUUGCAAGACGUGGAGACGUUUGGGAAGGUUGCGGGAGAACAUUCCGUGAAGAAGUUGAUAAUUUGAAAGUCCCAGUGACACGUGAGAUGGGCUUUGUACUAAAUAUCGAAGAGGAUAAGGAUACCAAAGAGUGUGCAAUAUUUGACGCUAGAUUACUUAUGUCCAACAUGAGGCUUUUCUUCUCAAAGCCUGGCUAUUUUGCUACUGAAAUUAGAGACGGAGACAAACUAAUGUGGAAGAGAGAUGAAAACAGUAAUGCUAUCUGUUUGUCUUGUGACUUACAUUACAAAAAAGGUGGACCUUCUAUUUCCGUUAUAACGUUUGUAGAAGGAGGAGAGAUGAAAUAUGGAUAUUUUGAGAAAAAGGAUGGAGAAUGGAGGCCCAUUACUUCUGAGAGAUUUGAUAAAAAGGUUGAACAGGCAAGAAAUACCAGACGUGGUAGUAUUAGCACAUUCGGAUCCAUUUCUGGUCAGAAUGCAUUAAAAAACUUGAGGAGUGGGAUAAGAUCGGGCUGGAAUGAUCUCACAAGCAAACUAUCAUCGAAGGGCACCAUGACAAUGUAUGUUGAAAGAUUGAGAAAAUUAAAGACGUCAAGCGGUUCUGCAGGAGAAGCUGAUGCAGGGGAACAAAACACAGAAAAUGAUGCCUGUGCUUCUGCACAAGACUUUACGGAACAGAAUAAACGUUCAAGCAAAUAUGGAGAUUUUGAAGCUCCAGAAUCUCCACAGUCUCCCUCUACCGACAGUUCUGUAGAAAAAGAUACUAGGCCAAAGGAAAGACCUAUGGGUAAACCAGCUCCAAUAGCCAAGCCAAAAAGAAAUCCACGGAAUAUUAAGAAAUCUAAAUCCCUCCGGAAUUCUGAUGAAGUAUUUACCUUCUCAACCUUUUGCAUUGACAUUUCCAUUCAGAACGAGGCAAUAUAUAACUCAUUUUACUACCAUUGUGAGGGUGUUCAAACCGUAUUUGUUCUUCCAAGAGAAGGAAUUAAAGUUACAAGGAUUGUGAAUGCAGAGGAAGAAGUAUGGAUGGCUAAACCUGGUGAAAUCCUUGAAUAUGCCAAACUUUACCUCAAUGAACUUUGCAAACAUGAGUUCACAUUUGUCGCGAGCAGCGUUUCCAACACACUAAACAAGAGGAAUUAUGAACGCAAAGAUGAUAGAUGGGAAGAGAUGCCAGAUUUAUGCCUCGAAAAAAUGAAAUCUAUAACAGAAGAUAAUACCGCUGAACAGAUUACUAUUGACAUUGAGGAUGAAAAUGAUACUGACCAGUGCACAAUAUUUGAGACUUCACUGCUCCAUGUUUCUUUCCGUUCCUAUAUUCCAAAGGAUAGCUAUUGCGCCACUGAGGUUGUACACGGGCAAACUACUCUAUGGAAGGCUGAAAGCAGCAAUGAUAAAUGUCAGUUAUCUACUGCGUACCUUAAAGAAGGAUCACUAUCUCUUCUUGUCAUUACAAUAAACAAUGCACAAGAGAAAACUCAAAGAUACUUUGAGAAGGACGAGAACGGAUGGAAGAGUAUAGACAAGGAAACAUUUGACAAGAAGAGAGAUGAGCUUACACAAUAUGAAAAAACCAUAGCCAAAAGUCUAUAG